Messenger RNA from Mercurialis annua (annual mercury), 1158 nucleotides. RefSeq names its product protein STABILIZED1-like. Gene Ontology annotation, biological process: mRNA splicing, via spliceosome. The transcript is spliced from 2 exons. NCBI's taxonomy places the organism in Eukaryota, Viridiplantae, Streptophyta, Magnoliopsida, Malpighiales, Euphorbiaceae. Bases 135 to 695 code for a protein of 186 amino acids. The record is from RefSeq and is a predicted model, not a curated record.
ACCCAAUAGGAUUUGAUUUAAGAGAAAAAAGGCCAAUUGUAUUAGGAUUAGGAAGUAGGUUUUUGAGAGAAAUUAGGAUCUCCUGUUUGUAUAUAAAUAGAGGACAAAAACACAAUAUUUUUGUCAGUAACAUUAUGAAUUCCUAUCCCAGAAACACAAAUUCGACUUCGGAUGAGCCAUUGUUAUUUCUGGAUAUGGAUUGGAUUUGGGAAAAUGAGGGAGGCGCCUGUGAGUUAACCUAUUUCGGUACUUUCAAUUCAAACCAGGAAUACGAGGACGACGACGACAGUUUUCACGAGGAGGAUGACUGGGGGCUUCUCGCUUCUUCGGGUCCGUACGACGAUGAAGAUAAGGAGGCGGAUGCUACUUGGAAGCGUGUUGAUGAAGCAAUGGAAUCCAGGAGAAAGCACAAGAAAUUGAAACAGAAUGAUAAUAAUAAUCCGCCAACUGGUGAGCAAUUUUCUGAUCUGAAACAAAAUUUGGCUUCAGUGAGUGAAACAGAAUGGGGAAAUAUACCGGAGGCGGAGAGGGGCGGAUCUCCUUGUUUGAAUGAGAGACAGAAGAGGACGAUCAAGAGCUGUGAUCCUGGUGAUGAAGACCUUCUCAUAAGUGUAGCGUCACGGAAAAAACUCAACUAUAAGAUCGAAGAUGAUGGCCGAAAAAUAAUUUUUGAUAAUGGCUGCGGCGAUGAGUAGGUGGGUGGUAGGCCGAGAAAAGGUAGCUGUGGGUGGGUGGUAGUGGCCGAAAAAAGGUAGCGACAGUGGAUGGCGGUUAGUGGUGAGUGGUUUGGUUUAAUUUGAUGGAUGGGUGGGUGGUUGAAACUUAAUUUGAUCGGGUAGGUGGUUUAUAUUUGAUUUGGUUGGAUGAGUGACUUCCGGUUUGGUUAGAUUGUGUCGGUUUAAUUAUUUUUAAAAGUAUAGAUUUUUGGAUAUUUUGAUCAUAUUUAGGGUUUAGAGAUUUAGCGAGCGCUGACAUUAAAUUUAAAGGGUUUAGUGAUCGUUUUUUUGUUGUUGAGGAAAUUAGACCAGCCACGACCAAAUCCCUAUUUAAUCUCAGUAAUACGAACACGCUUGCCCUCUUGCCAAAAUACAUCAGUCUUCUUCCUCCUUUCUUUUUUUACGAUUUUUCUUAAUUUUUUUACGCUCAAAAUAUUGAAAA